Actinia tenebrosa (Australian red waratah sea anemone) is the source of this 2616-nucleotide messenger RNA. Its product is annotated as sushi, von Willebrand factor type A, EGF and pentraxin domain-containing protein 1. Lineage: Eukaryota; Metazoa; Cnidaria; Anthozoa; Actiniaria; Actiniidae. The record is from RefSeq and is a predicted model, not a curated record.
UUCACAUAAUAUACCUCAAAGACUGUGAAAGUGAAGGACUAACGGGGUCAUUCAGUUUGAUCCACAGUAGCCAACGAACAACUAAAUGGCGAUGUUAGGCUGUUUGGUCUCCCUCAUAGUCUUAGUUCAGCUUUUCCAAGUUGCAUUCUCAUGUCCAUGCUCGUGGACAACCUGCCGUCACCAAUGGCGAAAUGAUUGGAGGCCAUCCAACCCACCACAAGGAGCAUGUGUCAACCAAAGAAGGGACGCCCAUUUUAUCUAUACUAGGCAUAAAAGUACAGGAAGCUGCCCAAGUUCCCGGGGAUGCAGUCACUCGAGUCAGUGGAAAAAGCUUUGUUCAUGCCGUGAAGUCUACUCCUGCCCCUACAACCACUGGACACGAUGGACUGGGAAUGUCCCCAGUGGGACGUGUAGAAAGCAGUCUCGUUUAAGAAGCUACAAUGAAGCUGUCAGGUAUGUCAUUAGACAGAAUUCCUGUGGUGGAAUAAAAAGCAGAUGUGGAGCUGCACAGUAUGACUACAGAACAUUCUGUGCCUGUCGUUUUGCAGUAUGUAGCCUAGGUCAGUGGAGUUCCUGGACAGAUCUUUCCAAACCCGUCAGUAAUGAUCAUUGUGCAUCGCAAAAGAGGCGACGUAGCUAUACUUUUACUUGGGCUUACAUGCCCAGAAGAGACAACUGUAAUGGCGUUGAACCGCAAAGUUGUCCCAGAGAUCAGGAAGAAACGAGAGAAAAAGUCGUUACGUGUUCGCCGCUACCAAGGCCCCCUAACGGAAAGUGGGACCGCGAAGACUGUGUCGUCAACAGUCAAGUGUGCACAAGUUAUUGCAGACUACAGUGCAAUAUCAGAAAUGGUUAUGAAAUAUCAGGAACCGAUGCCAGACGAUGUCAAACCAAUGGUCAAUGGUCUACGCCUUGGAACUCCUACUGUAAAGACGUUCAAGCACCUACAAUAGUUUGCCCGUCCCCUCGGGUGGUCGGCAACGACAUAGGCAAAAACAAAGCUCGAAUCACUCUACCAACAGUGGUGGCAACAGACAACGACGGCAAAGUACCAAGGGUGACUAACGAUGUUGGUGCAGCGGUUAAAGACUUUGAAAUCAAAGACACGUACCACAUUGUCAAAUAUACAGCCAUUGAUGAAACUGGUAACAAUGCAUCCUGCUUUUGGCAAGUCACGGUUAAAGAUACGGAGCGUCCAACAGCUGUGACUUGCCCAGAUGACAUCAAAGUCGAAACAAACCAGAACCUAAUACGCGUAAAUUGGAAAUACCCAACAUUUGUAGACAACUACGACAAACCACCGCUUCGAAUCUCAAGUAACAAAAACCCUGGGGUAUUGUUUCCAUGGGGAAAACAUAAAGUCAUCUAUACAGCAUUUGACCGGGCUAAUAACAAUGGUAGUUGUGAAUUCUUUGUUGAAGUAGGCCCUGUUAAGUGUCCAUUGUUCGACCCACCGCAACAUGGAACACGAGCGUGUAACAAAAACGUUCAGUCAUCGAACUAUGAAAUGUUCUGCAACGUGCAGUGCAAGAAAGGAUAUGCCUUUGCUGAUUCGACACCUCAACUGUAUAUGUGUGAAUCAAAUGGAAUUUGGAAAACAAUGACUAAUGGAGUUGCRACUCCUCUGGCUAACAGCGAAAAGAAACCUUGGCCUGACUGCGCACCCGAGGAGGCAGCGAGCGCAGCUAAGAAGGAGUUCACGUUUUACACAGGAGCUUGCAUAGGGGACGAAGGCCAAGCCUUGAAUCAGAUUCGAAAUAACUUCCUCAUUGCAAUUAGAAAUACUCCAUUGGCUAAAUUCUUACUUUGUGAUAUUAGCCAAGGUCUAGAUUGUGUGGUCAACAAUGUUAAAGUGUACUGUGGAUCGCGAUCUAAGCGGAGUGGAGGGUCAGAGACGCAGAGAAUCAUCACUUUUGAUUUUAUCAUGAGCGACACACAUCCAAGCGCUGACCAUCAAAUUUUGGUUGAAAAGCUACAAAAAAUGCUGAAGGAGCUUGGGGAUCUAGAGAUCUACCUGAAGACAAAACUUCCAUCACUCUCCAAUAUGCCAAGCCUUACAGUAGAGGCUAAACAGGCCACAGCAUUUUGUCCAGCACCAAAAGUGAAGAGGAUUUUGGAUGGUCAGGGCUCUGAGAUUGAAAGAUCAAUUUGUGUCGAAUGCCCAAUAGGGACACACUACAGCAACAACACACAAUCCUGUAAUCUGUGUGAAGUUGGGAACUACCAGGAUAACAUAGGCCAAACCUCUUGUAAGCCUUGUCCACCAGGAAAACUUUCGAUAGAACAAGGAGCCACGAAUGUUACUCAGUGUUAUGAUGCGUGCAAGCCAGGGGAAUAUGCACACGUUACAACAGGAGGUGCCGUUACUUGUCUAGCAUGUCCAAUAGGAAGCUACCAACCGAAAGCACUUUCCAAAUCUUGUCUCAAGUGUCCUCAAGGAAAAACAACCAGUCGGGUUGGGGCGUCUGCUUUGGAGGACUGCUCAUAAACAAGGAAGAUGUGGAUUCAACUCUUCAAGUAUACCAUUAGAAGACUGAUAAAAUGACUAGACUAUAUUGUUAAAUCCCUGAUUGUACUUGACCCUUUAUACCAAUAAAGUAUAUGUACGCAGCUCUA